Physcomitrium patens is the source of this 4068-nucleotide messenger RNA. RefSeq lists its product as uncharacterized. The record is from RefSeq and is a predicted model, not a curated record. Gene Ontology annotation, cellular component: microtubule associated complex. NCBI's taxonomy places the organism in Eukaryota, Viridiplantae, Streptophyta, Bryopsida, Funariales, Funariaceae. Gene Ontology annotation, biological process: spindle elongation; mitotic spindle organization; microtubule-based movement. Gene Ontology annotation, molecular function: ATP binding; microtubule binding; microtubule motor activity.
GGGUAAGAUGCUCUCGCCGAGGUGCAACUUGGAAUAACACAUUGAAGCGUAGCACUGCUGAAAUCAUGCAGGGAGAGAGAGAAUUGAUCCUCUGGAAAACAAGCCUUUAUCGUGGUGGGUGCGCGGGCUUACUUCGAUCUGUUGUUAGAAAAGAGGGGUAGAGAGCAGCGGAGAGUGAUGCAUGGUCAUUCGUACCUGUGGGAGAUUCAGAUUAGUUGAUUUUAGCUACUUUACUCCGCCAUUUGUUCCCUUCAUUUGAUCCUGUCUUUCUUUUGCAGUCAUUUCCAAGCUACAGAACCCACCUCAGCAUAGACCACCGUGGUUCAAGUUGAAUAGGCCAUAAUCAUGGUGUUUUGGAAGAUGUUAGGUCCCAUGCCUGUCGCGUUUGAUAAGUUUCGUCGUUGUGCUCGGAAGGUGAUCGGAUGACCAAUCAUAGAGAGGAGGGUGUUGGACGCAGAUGGCCUUGUGAAUGAGUUUCCUUUUUAAGGAUAAGCGUGCUUUUAGGAUAGCUUUGAGUGUGGAGGGAGAUUGCGGAUUUGGCGCGAUCAGUUCGAGGGUCGUGUUGAGGUGGUGCGGGGUCGAAGUCUGUGUCGAUCAUGUCUGACCUUUCCGUGUCGAUAUCUGACUGCUUUCUUGGAAGACUGUCAUGCGUCAAGCAUUUUGCAUGACACCAUUUAUAUUGUAAAUACAAGCAGUUGUGCCACCAGCUAUUCUACGGCGUGUUUGUAUCUGUUUCCUAUCUGGGUGAGGUGUUUCACGUCAUCCACUCCUCAACAAGUUUCGAAGCCCUCCUCGUCUCCCCUUGUUGUUCCAGGGUGAUUCUUUCAUCACACAUUUUUGGAGGAGAAUUUUAUUUUAGCAAAAUUCCAGGUUGUGCCCAGGAGGUUGUCAUUACUCCGCUUCUCCCAGAUAUCAUUCGAGUGUGUCUGUAGGUGCAGCUCGUUUGGAUUUCACGCGGCAAGUUCGAAGAUUUUCGGUGUGAUAAGAGAGGCCAGCAUUAACAAUAUCGUCUUUUACAUCUUGAUACAUGUUGGGUAUGAGGGCACUGUGGGCGAUGGCAACAAAAUUGCAGGAGGGAUAAUGCUUGUUUGGAAAAGUGGAGAAGUCAUUGCGAUUGCUGCGGCGGCAUUCGUGCGACUAUCAUGACUGCGUCACUGUCGCCCUCACAUCAUGAUUCACAGGUCCAGGACGAUGACUCUUCGUCAGUGCGAGUGGCAGUACGUGCGCGCCCGCUGAUCCAAAAGGAGAUUGCUGAGAAUAGCAAGGAAUGCGUCUUCUAUUCGAAAGAUAGGAAGCAAGUUGUCCUAGGGAAAGGUCGUCGGUUCACUUUUGAUCACGUCUUCAGCCCCGUCAUCAGCCAGGAAGAUGUCUACAACGAGUGUGUCAAGCCCCUGGUCGAAAGCUGCUGCGCUGGGUACAAUGCGACGGUUUUGGCAUAUGGACAGACAGGGUCCGGAAAAACCUUCACCAUGGGCUGUGGCAACAAAUCAUCUUCAUUGGAAGAGGAGCUUGGGGUUUUGCCUCGGGCAAUUCGUCAGCUGUUCAAGAUCGUAGAAGAGCGCAGUCAUGAGACUGAAUUCCUUGUCAAGUGUGCAUUUGUUGAGAUUUAUAACGAUGAGAUUAAGGACUUGCUUCACCCAGAUACGCCACCAAAAGCCAUUUCAAUUCGCGAAGAUGCGAAUGGCGACAUAAUACUUGCGGGCGUCCGGGAGGAAGAAGUCACAAAUUUUAAGAGCAUGAUCAGGUUUCUUGAAUACGGGUCAGUCUUUCGCACCACAGGAAGUACAUUGAUGAACCAGCAUUCGAGCCGAUCACACGCUAUCUUCACUAUCAUCGUCGAGCAGCGGAGCAUACUAGAAUGUGCUUCUAGAAAUGAUGUCAUCACGGCGAAGUUUCACCUGGUUGACUUGGCAGGAUCCGAAAGGGUGAAGCGUACGGGUGCUGUGGGCAUGCGGUUCAAAGAAUCUGUCACCAUCAACUGUGGUCUUCUUGCUCUUGGCAACGUCAUAAGUGCACUGGGGGAUGAACGGAAGAGGUGCCAACAUGUGCCAUAUAGGGAGUCCAAGCUUACGCGUAUGCUCCAGGACUCUCUAGGUGGAAACAGCCGCACGUGUAUGAUUGCAUGCAUCAGCACGGCAGACACAGACUUGGAGGAGACGCUCAAUACAUUGAAGUAUGCUAACCGGGCUCGCAACAUUCGCAACAAGCCCGUGAUCAAUCGGGAUCCGCAGUCUGUUGUGCUGAAUCAACUGCGACAAGAAAUUCGGGCUUUGCAACUGGAGUUGCUCAAUUCGCGAAUACGCAACAUGGGGCUCGUACCUGUCUGUGGUCCGCAAAGCUUGGAGCUUCUUCUUCAAGAUGAAUCACAUCGAGAGUUUCUGGCUAAUAUUCGGGCACGGGCAGACGCAAAUAUGGAUGUGGUUGCGGAGCUCAAUGCUUUGCGUCGGAAGAGUAGAGAAACGGAGCAGGAGAAUCUUAAAUUGAAAGAUGAGAUACAGGGAUUGGAGUCGUUAGUCAGCAAUCUCCGCGAGGAGAUGUUGCAAACACGCACAGAACGCGAUCAUUAUGAGCUGAGAUUGGACGAGGUGAACUCUGAAAUAACUGCUUUGAUGCAAGUGGUGCCACACUGGGAGAAUGGCAAUGACAUUAGUUCCGUGGUUAGGAGCCACCUAUCAGAAAUGGUGAUGCGAGUCCUGGGCAAGAUUGAUGACGAAGGUCCAGGUGCUGCAUCGAGUGAAAGUUCAUUUUGCAGCUUAGACCGGCCCGCUACUUCUGAUGCUGCAACGGGAGAAAGCGAGAAGAGUAUCAGCUAUCCUACUGACUGGGUUAUGCCUCAAGAAUGCAACAAUACAUUAAAUGGUUGGGCCAGGUCUCGACUAUAUGAUAGCCAAGCCGUCGCAUCUAUCCGAGACCCAUCUUUCCCUUCCAAUAUCGAAUUAGCUUUUCCUCCCAAAACAGUGGCAAAGAGUAUGAAUUGUACGUCUCCAGGUCAAGCUAGCCGAGGUGCUCGCAACAUCAUCAACCUACAUUUGCGGACUAUUCAGGUCCUGGAAGAGCGACUCGCUGCUAUAGAAAGUGACGUGAUAGCUAAAGACGAGGCACUCAGGGAAGCGUCCGAAGAUCUUGCGAGGGAUGAACGAAUCUUUGCCGAGAAGAUGAAGGAGAUGAAGGCAUUGAAGAAGCUCGCCCGAGAUAUGUCGACUGAGAAGGAGGCUUUGGUGCAAAAAACCGAAAGAAAUGCUGCAAUUAUCUCGCACAUGAUCAACGAGGCCUUGGCGAAGGACGAUGAACUAGGUUGCCUUCGAACGUCAAUUGAAACCUUGCAGACUGGUCGGCCGGACGCUUUCGUGAUGAAUGGCGCUUGUGUUCCUGGGCUCCCAGUUACCCUCUUGAACUCAAAAAAAGAAGCUGAUGACGAUAGUUUUGCCAAUACUGAGAACCCUGACAAGGUGGUCCUUCAAGCCAAGCGCGAUGCAGUGGAUGGUGCGAUUGGUGUUAGUGAUACGUUUGGUCCAGCUCACCUCGACGAUUGUAAAGGAAAACUGAAGGUGGAGGAGGAGAAGGAAAUGUUGAUUGUAAACAAGGCCAUUGAAGAUCAGAAGCAACACUUUGGAGAAGGCGUUCGGGUUGAAGAGCUAGAAUUGAAAGUUUCCCCUAAACUUCGAAACAAAAAGAGACGCAACUUCCUCAUGAACUGCUUUAGGCCAAAAGUACAUGAGACCCAUGACAGUUAGGGCGGCAUGACAACUCAUUGAAGUGCGAAUCACAGCCAAACCACCGACUACCUCGAUUGCUUAGUUUACUUGCCAGCUCCAUUCUCGCCGAGAAUAGACAGCUUUGUAGCAUAUUCACAGAAUCAUCCAGUGAAUAUUUUGAAAAUGAUAGGUUUUGUACAAUAGGACAGAGAAGCAAUAAUUGGCAACAUAUAGAAAAGCCCUUUGAAGGUUACAGGGUAAUCAUCUCACCCUUACAUCUGCUACGCAACCUUAAGAUUUAUAAGAAUAUAAACAAUACUUUUGAUUGUCUGGGUUUUAUUGAGAAUUUUAAAUACAUUCUGAGUGCAUAUGA